AACUUUUUCUGUCAGAAAAAAAGGAAAACGGGCCGACCCUCCGUGUCAUAAACGGUCCAUUUCCUUAUUUUUACUCAUUAACGUAUGCGCUGGAAAUGUGUCAGCUGCCGGCCCGCAGGCGACAACUGAAGCGUUUUUGGUGAGAAAGGGCGACGUCGAGUGAUUCUGGGCUAGUCAGCAGCCACAUAACGGAGCCCAGUCUUUAUCAUGGAAGAUGGUGCAAAAGAGGACCCAGCCCAGAAAGAGCCUAAGUUCCUGAGUAAGGCUGGCUGGUUGAAGAAGGGCUAUGGCAGACUGCUGGCAAGCUAUAAAGACCGCUAUAUCCAGGUGGAGAAGACAGAGAUUGUGGUGUAUGAAAAUGAGGACCUACAGAACUGCUUGGAGAGGCUUGACCUUGAAAAUUAUGACAAAUGUCAUGAAUUAAAGAGCCCCUUCACGAAGAAGCAAAGACUUAUACUCAUACGAUCGGCAAAGUCCACAAAUAAGGUCCAUGAUGUUAAAUUCCAGGCUCAGACAGCGGAGGACAAGGAGGCUUGGAUUAAAGCCCUCAGUGAUGGCAUUAAUCGAGCAAAGAACAAAAUUUUUGAUGAGGUGAAGGUUGAUCAAAGCAGCAAUUUAGAGCAUGUUACUCGAACAAGACCGAAAGGGAACCGCAACCGGCGUCCACCGACCAGGAUACACAUGAAAGAGGUAGCCGAUGUGUCAUCUGAUGGAAUCCUGCGCUUGGAUCUUGAUCUUGAAGAUGCCGUAAUGCCUAAUGGAGCACAUUAUGCCAAUGUUGAUGGCAGUGAGACCUCCAAAGAGAAACAGUUGGUGCCAAUUACCGAGGAGGAAGCUCAGCCAGAUCCAGACGUCAGUCCCCCCAAAAAGAUCAUCAAACCUCCAAUGCCGCCUAUCAAGGAGGCUAAACCCAGCACAGCACUUGAAGAUGAACCUCAAAAGAAUGAUGGUUCAGAGAAAAAGGUACCGAUGCCCCCAUUGAAAGAAGCAAAACCCUCUGCUUCACCUGUUGAAGAAACUACAGAAGAGGCAAAACCUGAGAAGAUUUCUGAAAUCACUUCUGAUGCCAGUAAAAAGGCAGCUCCACCACCAAUGCCUCCCAAUAAACCCAGCUCUGUGAGUAAUGUUGAUGCUUUACAGUCCAAGCCACACUCUCACCCUCCUAUGCCUCCAUCCAAGGAGAAGAAGCCCUCCCAUCCUGGCUCCGAGACAGACCAGCAGGUUGAAGGGAUUAGUACUGAGGAUAAUGAGAAGGAAGAUGACAGUAGGAAGGAGACGAUAGAAACAGCCGUGGAAACAGAUGAGGCAGUGCAGCUGAUUGCUAAAGAAACGUCACCUGAUGUGAAGGAUGAUAAACACGAGAGUCCUAGCACAGAGGAAACAGUUAGCAGCAACACAAAGAUGGUAUCUGAAUGUGGGGAACAAAUACCAACUGAGGCACUGAGAAAGAGUCCAAGUCCCCAUCCAAAAUUCAAGAAAAACCCUGAUGAAUGUGCUGAGCCUGACACACAGCGGAUAGAAAGCUCCACGGCUACGAGUUAUCCUAAAGAGGGACCUGACAAUACUGCCUCAGUCAUUUCUGUCGAUUCAAAAGAUGCACUGGCCGAGAGUGAAGUCCCCUCUUUGAAUGACUCAACCACUGAGAGCCUUACCCUGAGUCCACUGCUUUACCACUUGUCCGGGGAGAAAAAAAAGCAAGAUGAGAAAUCUGUAGACAGUGGUCAGCACUCAGAUGAUGAGAGUGAAGGCUCUGGAAGUCAAGACACAUUGGUAGCUGCUACAGCUGCACUCAGGGGAAGCCAUUCUGCUCUCGAUGUGGCGGAUGCUAGUGAGGACAACAUUCAGAUAUCUGUUAUUUUAAGACCAGCACAGGUCACAACAGUGCCUCAGGUUAGCUCUAAGAACAUAAAACCCAUUCCUCCUCUCAAGCCCUCAGCCAAGGCCAGGUCAGCCUCAAUUGGAGAUUUGCUGUCUGAAUCUGAUGCCUGUACUCAGAUGAAAGAGUCUAGCAGAGGUGGAGCUGUAAGUGCUGGGGGUUCUAGUGAUGAUGUUAUUAAACUUGAGACUGAAGUGGCUCUAGAGAUGGAAAAGACAAGCAAGCUUUUGUGCAAAGUGUCCCAGGACCAUGGAGGAAGUGAAGAGGAGGAUGUACCGGGGGAUUUGCUGGCUGAGGCCAUGGAGAAGCUGAAGAAGGCAGACCACGUCCUCAGGGAGGUCAAGAAACUGAAAUUUGCAACAAACGGAAGCAAGAGGAAGAGUUGGUGAACGUCAACAGACUGACUUGAAAUUGACCGACUGAUAAACUCUUUACCUAGACAGUGAUAGUGCAGUCAUAUCAUGGAAAACGUAAAAAGGCCCCCUCUAAAUACAAUUUGCCUAAAAGUGAAGGGAAAGUGGUAUUCUGUAUCAUCAAAGACGAGCUUAUUCACUCUGUAUGAUCACUGGUGUGCAGGCCUGACCUGGACACUGUAUUGGAUUCAGUUCAGUUCAAUUUUGUUUACAGUACUGUGCAAAAGUUUUAGGCAGGUGAGGAAAAAAUGCUAUAAAGAAAGAAUACUUUCAAAAAUGGAAGUGUUUAUCAUUUAUUUUCAUCAAUCAACAAAAUGCAGUGAAGGAACAAAAGAGAAAUGUGUGACCAGCCUUUGCUUUCAAAACAGCACCAAUUCUUCUAGGUAGACUUGCACAAAGUUUUUGAAGGAACUCGGCUGGUAGGUUGUUUCAAACAUCUUGAAGGACUAACCACAGAUCUGUGGACACACUCGAUGAUGUUGAGAUCAGGGCUCUGUUGGGGCCAUAGCAUCACUUCCAGUACUUCUUAAUAAUAAUAAUAAUGUAUACUUUAUUGAUCCCCUUGGGGAAAUUCCUCUCUGCAUUUAACCUGUUCACUCAGUGAAGCAGCUUGUUCUUCUUUACGCUGAAGAUAGUUCUUAAAGACUUUGGCUGUAUGUUUGGGGUCGUUGUCCUGCUGCAGAAUGCAUCUGGGGCAAAUAAAUAGUCAUUUAUAUUUCUGAAAGCAUUCUUUAAAGCAGUUUUCACACCUGCCUAACACUUUUGCACAGUACUGUAUAUAGAAAAUCACAACAACAGUCACCUCAAAGUGCUUUUAAGGUAAAGAUCAGAGAGUUUUUGAGCGUUAUGCCUUUUAAAUGGGCUAUGGUGUGCAAAAUUGGAAAGUCUGUGCAACAAUAUUAAACAGGGUUUAAUGAAUGGCUGGAAUAGUCUGAUGGACAAAACUGUCUUAUUGUCGAUGGUUUUGCUGCACUUGGAACUUUUUGUGGAAUUAUUUCUGAUGGAUGUUUUUCUGCAGCGGAAAGUAAUGUGUUACUGUAUAUUUUCUUUACUACUGUGUUUUCUUUUGUAGAUACAAAAUAAUGGCCCUUAUUUACUAAUAUGUGCGUGGGAACAGUCUUACCCUAUGCAAAAAUUGCACUGGCUAAUUUUGUUCUUGCACGUGUUUCAUAAAUGAUUUACUUUUGGUAGUAAAUCAGACUCUAAAUCAACAUGGUCAUGCUUGCUGUGUGCAAUAAGCAUAAAACAUACAGCCACACCUCCAUUUCCCUGUAUAAAUAAAUUAGUUUACCUGGAGGUGAAGUGAAAAACGCAGUAAUGUUGUGAGAGAGCAGCCUGCACUGCUAAGGGAGAGACACACUCACUGUGACUCAAGUAAAAUAAGUUUGAAACUGGUGUAAAAAGACCCGACAGAGUAUAAGAAAAAGCAGCUGGAAAGUCUGUCGGCUCCACAUGACAAAACUCACUCUAUGAACAAACAAAAAAAUUAGACUGCAAGUGAAAGAAGUCUUUUUUUUUUAAUGAAGGAUAAGAUAAUUUUAGGGAAGAUAAACUGAUGAAAGAAAAAAGACAAAAAAAGAUAAAAGAAAUACUGGAAUAUGUUGAAAUUAAAAAUGUUUCAAUUUAGUAUUUUGUUUUCUUUACAUACAAUUUUUUAUUUAAUUGUAACGGAGCAUAUGGUGUUUUGUAAAACUGUUAAUAUUACAUGAAAGCAAAAACAACAACAAUAAUAACAAUAAUAAUAAUGAUAACAAUUCCUAAUACUAUUAAUAGUAGCUUUAGUUGUAGUAGUAGUAUUCAUUUUAUAGAGGUUAAAUGUCCUUAGGCAGCCAUUUUUGUUUGUUUGUACACAUGGUCAGAGGUACUAAUUAAUUUGUUCCUGCAGUGCAAACAAAUUCAGGUACGAAAAUAUCGAUAAAUCAUGGAUUUGUGCGUUAACCCUUGCUACGCACAGAUUUGUCUGUGUGCCUUAACACCUUUAAUGUUUCUUAAGGUAAUCUUGCUAUCCAAAGGGAUUUAUGAAAAAAAAACUGGAAGCAUAGCAUCUGGCUUUAGUCAUCUCUUAUUCUGUGAGCUCUUCUAGACGGAUAAAUGUUUCAAAUACAGGAGAAGUGUCAAUACAUGGCAGGUCUUUGAAAGUUCUGCUCACCCAAGCUGUGAGGACCAACAAAGUAUCGAUGAAUCAAUACUUUAACCUCCUAAGACCCAAACUCUUUCAUGGCAUGCGUUUGGGCUGAAUGGGACCUGAUGAAUGUAAAAACAAAGAAUUACCAGAUUUUUUUUUUUUUAACCUGAUUUCUGUUUCUGAGAAAAAUGAAAUCCACAUAAGAGGACAUUCGUUUUAAAUUUCGAUAGAACAGUUACAGUAUAAUGUCCUCGUAAGUGGAUAUCAGGCCCUUGUAGAGCAAAAUUUAGUAUUUUGGUCUAGACAACUCAAAAUGUGAUGUCCACAUUUGUGGACGCCAGGUCCUAGGAGGUUAAAUAUAUAAUAUAUAAAUAUAGGUUAAAUAUAUAAAGCUACAAAUAAGCGCUCCUGCUAAUGCCUAAAAGCAUUUCUAAUCAUUUGUGAACCUCAGAAGCUUUUUUCUCUCCUUUUUAUUGGGAAGUUUUUGCUGACAAGUUGCUAUUAGAGAAAUUAUAAUUUAAUCACCGCCUUUAUGGUGUUUAUCACUGGUGAAGGAAGAUGUACGGUGUAAGUAAGGAUCUAUUCAGACUUUUAACAUUGAUAAAGCAAAUAAAGGAAUAUUUUUACUUUACAGGGUUUUUUUUUAUCAUUAGUAAUAUAAUUUCAUUAAUGUACUGUAUAUUGCACAGAAAAGCACUUAGAGCAGCUCUCACUAAUGCCUAUUACUAUUCUCUAAUACCUGUCUUUGUUUUUGUAUGGGGGGUAUGUGCAUCAUUCUCCAUUGUCUGAAUGUUGAACUGAUUAUUAAUGAAGAAUCUACCGUGGUUUUUUUAGUGGUAGAAAUGUAAUUUUUUUGUGCCCUCCAGAAUAUGUAGCCAUAUUUUCAUAACAUUAGAUCGACUGAAGUUUUGUACUCUUUGAUAAAGUUUGCUAUUGCUUAAAUAAAGAUAAAUGAUUUAC
Molecule: messenger RNA, 5374 nt
Organism: Oreochromis aureus
Lineage: Eukaryota; Metazoa; Chordata; Actinopteri; Cichliformes; Cichlidae
Gene: plekho2
Product: pleckstrin homology domain containing, family O member 2
Exons: 7
Coding region: 208-2265 (685 amino acids)
Source: RefSeq, a predicted model, not a curated record